AUGAACCUUCAGCAAGUUGUCCUGAGUCUAGGCGUGUUUACGACCCUCCUGAGGGAUCACUGCUAUGCUGAUGAGGACACGGAACAUGUUCACAUCAAGCUGCACGUCCCGGAAAUUAUCAACCGGCACGUCCACAUGAAGACAAAGUACAUGCACGUGUACCACCCGAAGAAGGUCGUUCAGGAGAUGCCUCCAGCUUUGAUGGAACAGCAUGCGCUGCCAAUGGACCCCGGCAUGUGGAUGCCGUCUGCUGGCGUGCCUUCGCCAAUGGCCUCUGCUACUUCGUCGGCGAUGGCUGCUGCGGCCGCCGCUUCGUUGUCUUCGAUGGUGCAGGACAAACUGUCUUCGCAGCUUGCCCAGGAGCUCAUGAUGCGCUAUCGCAAUCUGGACACUCCGGCCGUCGGUGGUUCGACGGGAGAUUCGACCGAUUACCUCCGGGAGUUCUACCGCCAGCAGAAGAAGCUGUCCGAUCAACUUAUGCUGCAGGAUGCAAUGCAGCUGCCAAAUUUCGCCCAAACGAAGUACCUGUCCAAUAUAGGCUACAAUUGGGAUAAGUCGUUCGGUGUCAAGUCGUCCGAUGCUGAGCCGUUGUUGCCACCACCAAAAAAAUCGAAAAAGAAGAAGGCAUAUGGAGUUCUGUAA
Anopheles nili is the source of this 642-nucleotide messenger RNA. RefSeq lists its product as uncharacterized. Bases 1 to 642 code for a protein of 213 amino acids. The transcript has 2 exons. The record is from RefSeq and is a predicted model, not a curated record. Lineage: Eukaryota; Metazoa; Arthropoda; Insecta; Diptera; Culicidae.